Apodemus sylvaticus (European woodmouse) is the source of this 4491-nucleotide messenger RNA. RefSeq names its product DEAD-box helicase 10 (gene Ddx10). The record is from RefSeq and is a predicted model, not a curated record. NCBI's taxonomy places the organism in Eukaryota, Metazoa, Chordata, Mammalia, Rodentia, Muridae. The coding region runs from base 104 to 2728 and encodes 874 amino acids. The transcript is spliced from 18 exons. Gene Ontology annotation, biological process: rRNA processing. Gene Ontology annotation, cellular component: nucleus. Gene Ontology annotation, molecular function: nucleic acid binding; RNA helicase activity; ATP binding.
CUCCUGCGCCCUCUCCACACGCUGGUUUCGCGUCUUCCGUGCUGCUCUUGGAGUGAGGGCUGUCUCGCGUCUAGCGGUGCCCUGAGUCCUGGCAGCCUCCACCAUGGGCAAAACGGUUGGUUCUCUGGGUCAGGGAACCCGACCCGACCCGGUGCGGAGCUUCAAUCGCUGGAAGAAAAAACACAGCCACAGGCAGCACCAAAAGAAGGAGCGGAGGAAGCAACUAAAGAAGCCGGAAUGGCAGGUCGAGCGCGAGGGGAUCAGCCGCCUCAUGCAAAACUACGAGAAGAUAAAUGUAAAUGAAAUUACAAGAUUUUCAGAUUUCCCUUUGUCUAAAAAAACAUUGAAAGGUUUGCAAGAAGCCCAGUACCGCUUGGUAACAGAGAUACAGAAGCAGACCAUAGGGUUGGCUUUACAAGGUAAAGAUGUGCUUGGAGCUGCCAAAACUGGAUCUGGCAAGACUUUGGCUUUUCUUGUCCCAGUGUUGGAAGCCUUAUACCGCCUGCAGUGGACUUCAACAGAUGGCCUGGGUGUUCUGAUAAUAUCACCUACUCGAGAACUGGCCUAUCAAACAUUUGAGGUUCUACGAAAAGUAGGGAAGAAUCAUGAUUUUUCAGCUGGUCUCAUCAUUGGUGGAAAGGAUCUGAAACAUGAAGCUGAGAGGAUCAAUAACAUAAACAUACUCGUUUGUACACCAGGUCGACUUCUUCAACACAUGGAUGAAACAAUAUGUUUUCAUGCCACCAAUCUUCAGAUGUUAGUUCUUGAUGAGGCAGAUAGAAUCUUGGAUAUGGGCUUUGCUGAUACCAUGAAUGCUAUUAUUGAAAAUCUUCCCAAGAAACGCCAGACUUUACUCUUCUCAGCCACACAGACCAAAUCUGUAAAGGACCUUGCACGCUUGAGUUUGAAAGACCCUGAGUAUGUCUGGGUUCAUGAGAAAGCAAAAUACAGCACCCCUGCUACAUUGGAACAGAACUAUAUAAUUUGUGAGCUGCACCAAAAAAUAAGCGUGCUGUUUUCCUUUUUGAGGAGCCACCUAAAGAAGAAGAGUAUUGUGUUUUUCUCCAGUUGCAAAGAGGUGCAGUAUCUGUUCAGGGUGUUCUGCCGGCUGCGCCCAGGGAUCUCCAUCCUUGCUCUCCAUGGCCGGCAGCAGCAGAUGAGAAGGAUGGAAGUCUACAAUGAAUUUGUCCGGAAGAGGGCUGCAGUGCUUUUUGCUACUGAUAUUGCAGCCAGGGGGCUGGAUUUUCCAGCUGUGAAUUGGGUUCUUCAGUUUGAUUGUCCAGAGGAUGCCAAUACAUAUAUUCACAGAGCUGGGAGAACAGCCAGGUACAAAGAGGAUGGAGAAGCGUUAUUAAUAUUACUACCUUCAGAAGAACAAGGGAUGGUGCAGCAGCUUCUCCAGAAGAAAGUACCUGUGAAGGAGAUCAAAAUCAAUCCAGAAAAACUUAUCGAUGUUCAGAAAAAAUUAGAAUCAUUUUUAGCUCAAGAUCAAGAUUUAAAAGAAAGAGCUCAAAGGUGUUUUGUCUCCUACAUACGUUCAGUAUAUCUUAUGAAGAAUAAAGAAGUGUUUAAUGUGAGCAAGUUACCAAUUACUGAGUAUGCACUGUCUCUUGGUCUUGCUGUGGCACCACGGAUAAGAUUUCUUCAGAAAAUGGAGAAACAGCCCACCAAAGAAUUGGAAAAGAAUCAAGUCACUGAAGCAGUUCAGCCCAGAGCUCCCUCCGUCACCAACGAUGAAGUAGAAGAGUUUAGAGCUUAUUUCAGUGAGAAAAUGUCCAUCCUUCACAAAAGUGGGGAAAGACUAGAAGAGACAGAACACAGAUUGACUAGUGGUGAUAGUGACGAAGAACAAGACGAAGAUACGGAAGAUGAAGAAAUGGAAGCUCAUCUGGGAAAAGCCAGAGAGCCUCACACUGAAUCUGUUCUCAGUACUGAGGAGGCACAGAAGGUCAAGGACCUUCCUGUGCAGUUCUUAGACCAAGAUGAUGAUGAUGAAGAUGGGCCUGACUCUGACUUCCUCACGGUGAAGCGGCGUGAUGUGUUUGGGUUGGAUCUUAAAGAGAGUGAAGCACCGUCGAAAAAAGAACCUUCUAAAUCCAGUGUCAAGAAAAAAUUAACCAAAGUUGCAGAAGCAAAAAAAGUAAUGAAAAGAAGUUUUAAAGUGAACAAGAAAAUAACGUUUACUGAUGAAGGGGAGUUGGUUCAGCAGUGGCCACAGAUUCAGAAAUGUGCUACAAAAGAAGCGGAGGAAGAAGAUGACAUUGGUGGUAUCAACCUAGACAAAGCAAAGGAAAGGCUUCAGGAAGAGGACAAAUUUGACAAAGAAGAAUACAGGAAGAAAGUUAAGGCAAAGCACCGGGAAAGACGCCUAAAAGAAAAAGAGGCCAGAAGAGAAGCCAACAAAAGACAAGCAAAGGCCAAAGAGGAAGAGGAAGCCUUUCUGGACUGGAGUGAUGAAGAUGAUGGUGGGUUUGAUCCAAGCACACUUCCAGAUCCAGAUAAGCACAGAAGUUCUGACGAAUCGGAGAGUGAAGAUAUACAACACAAGAUGAGUGACACCAAGAAGAAGCAGGAAAUGAGGAAGAGAAACAACACUGAAGUUGAUGAUGUAAGACCAAGUCAUUAUGGAAAGAAGGCCAAGUGGGAAACAUUAGAACCUUUGGAUACAGGCCUGUCUUUAGCAGAGGAUGAAGAGCUGGUGUUACAUCUCCUCAAAAGUCAAAACUAGACAUUCUCUGUGCCUCUGUGGACUUUGAUACCUCUGGACAUUACUAUGUGGGCAAGAAGUUGAGAACAGCUUUGAGUUUUGAAAUAUAAGGAACAAUCGUAGAAUAUGAACAUAUCAUAUACUCUGUUAGACCUUAUGAAUAGGCACUUCCACCAUUGGAAGUGCUUGUUUUAUUUUCACAGUGCUGAAGAGUAAACCAAGGCCUUGCACAUGGUAGAUAAGAGUUCUACUCCUGAGCUGUGUACCUAGUCCCUGCUUGUUUAUUUCACAGGCAAGGUUCUGUAAACAUUGUUAAUUUGUUAUUGUUAAGUAUACAUAAUAAUUUUAUGUAUAUUUCAUUAUCUCCAAAGAAAGAGUAUAAUGGACUAGUCCUGACAAAGAAUGAGUAUUUUUUAAUUGACUUCAUAAAAAAUAAACAUAUUUCUUAUAAAAUACUAUUGUUUUCAUUGUAUCCAGUGAUAUAAAAGACACUCAGAGAUAGACUCAUAAAAUUAAAACAUGAGAAAUUCCUAAAACAAGUUUUUUUGUAUUGUUAAUUAGCCUGCUCAGUGUAACACAUUACACUUAAACUUGGAGAUCGCUGGCAAUUAUUUAUUAAAAUCUCUAGACAUCUGAAGACAUUCUUCAUGUGCUCUUUAGUGGGUAUCAUGGGUUUCCACCUAGCUCCUUAUGAGAAAAUGAGAUAGAACCUCUGUUUUGUUAUCAAUACUAUCCAUCUUCAAAAAGAAAAACAUGGAGAAAUCUGGGUAUUGACAUGAAAUGAUUGAUUUUAAUGUAAAUUGUUACUUUCAAGAUUCUUUUCCUAACCUUGUCUUCCUAUCCCAUUCACUAUCAAACCUAAUUUUCAGCAAUGAACAGCAAUAAAUUCAACUUCUUAAGGAAGAAGAUGGAUGGUAACUUGGGUUUCUCAACACUUUCAGUUCAGCCAGUAUGUAUCUCUGAGAAAACAUUUCAUCUGUCUUGUGUAUUCAGUGCUCUCAUGAGCAGUCAUCUUCCCACAUUUAAAAUAUCUGUCGGCUUUUUGGGUUCUCCCUGUACUGUUGCUGUUGAUUCUUCCUUUUUACAGACAACACCAUUGCUUAUUCUAGGAGUUUAGCCUUUACUGUUUAGAGUCUUAUCCGGAUUUGUCCAGACCCUCGAGGUUCUUAACAAGUCUGACUGCUUCUACCAGCACAUUUUCCAACCUGCCUUUCUUGGGAGUUCUCUCUGUAGCCUGUAGAUCUGAGCAUGUUUCCCUCCUCUGAUUCCUUCAAUUACAGCAUCUAUUAUGUGAUACAAUCAACCUUUGUCUAUAAACCUAUUGGUAUAUUAUGACAUUUUCCUUGGGAACAGCAGUGUGUUUUAUCCAUCCUUUACACCUGUGGUGGUUUGGUCUAAGGAGUGGCACUAUUAAGAGGUCUGGCCUUGUUGGAGGUGGUGUGUCACUGUGGGAUGGGCUUUGAGACCCUCCUAGCUGCCUGGGAGACAAGUCAGUCUUGCUCCUGGCUGCCUUCAGAACAAGACUUCAGAACUCUAAGCUCCAUGCCUGCCUGGAUGCUGCCAUGCUCCCACCUUGAUGGUAAUGGACUGAAUCUCUGAACUUGUAAGCUGGCCCCAAGUAAAUGUUGUUCUUUAUAUGAGUUUCCUUGGUCAUGGUGUCUGUUGACAGCAGUGGAAACCUUAACUAAGACAAUACCCUAUAGGCCAAAUACAGCACCUUCCCUGUAAUAAUUAGGACUGUGAUUUCAUGUCUACUCCUAAUAAACCAAGAGACAUUUAUUUAC